Molecule: messenger RNA, 2863 nt
Organism: Formica exsecta
Lineage: Eukaryota; Metazoa; Arthropoda; Insecta; Hymenoptera; Formicidae
Product: odorant receptor 46a-like
Exons: 5
Coding region: 1308-2456 (382 amino acids)
Biological process (GO): sensory perception of smell; detection of chemical stimulus involved in sensory perception of smell
Cellular component (GO): plasma membrane
Molecular function (GO): odorant binding; olfactory receptor activity
Source: RefSeq, a predicted model, not a curated record
CCGAGGCGCGCGAGCGUGAUGUAGCGUAGAGUGAAAUGAGAGAGGUGGGGGACAGAGAGGAAGUCCGAGAACUUGGUGCGUUCUCCCCAAGGUGGAUUUCGCUCACGGUCGACGAUUUACCUUGAAACGAUGAAAAAAAAAAAAAUAAAAUAAUCAUCUCCUCCGCUCCCUCGGAGGGGAUCCCUUUCAUAACGGAUCACACUAUCAAAUACAACGGGAAUGUGUAUAAGUUAAAUGACGGAAUUUGGAUAAAUGAACGUGGCGUGGAGAGAACUCGCAUACACGUGCCGUUCACUUAUUCCGGAUAAAAUUUUCAGAAUUAGCGGGAAUAAACAUGUCGCGAGAGACGAGUGGAUAUAUAUUCUCUCGCACGAUCUACAAUAUUAUGGAAACAUAUGAUUAUACUUAAAACGAGGGCUGUCAUUACAAACGUCGCGACUUAAGGCCGUAAUUAACGGCUAUAGAGUAACGUAAAUUCUUGAAAUGUAAGUAAGUCACCGGUGAAAAUCAACCGGUAGCUUCCUUCUCUAUAAAAUAAUUGUGAGAUUCAUAUUACCGCGUUCCACUAUUUUUUACAAAAUAUUAUUACAAAAUAAAAUUACGUUUAAUAUUUCAAAAUAUAGCAAAUAUAUAUAUAUUCCAAAUUCGAUGAAAACUUUAUUUUGUUACAAUAUUAUAUGUCACACUGUAUCCAGCAUUCAGAAUAUUUUUGCACUGAGACUUUGUGAAUGUCGUUAGAAUUAUGCAAUACACACUUAAAUGCAAAUGUAUUUCGUUUCCUGGGAACGCGACAAUAUGUUGGAAUUCACCGGAAAUAUAACAUCCCUCAAAUGCAUCAAACGACUACAGCCCUUAUAAUUAUAUCUUAGAUAUCUUACCCAGCGGUGAAGUAUCGACAGCCGUAUCAGUCAUUAAUGAAUCAUUAAUUUUAAGUCAUGUAGGGACAACGAAACUUGACAAAGACGUUUAACCGUAGUGCCUUACGAACCUUGGUCGCGUAUGCAUUAUUAUAUAUUAGUCAUUUUUAUAGAUAUGUACGAUUGUUGUUGAAGCUAUGUAAUCCGAUUUCUUUUGGUUAUAAAUAUUAAUCACAAAGUGCUUGCAAUUGUGGUGUUGAAAUUGAGGCUUGAAAUUUUAUUGUACAAAAAUAUAUGCAAAACAUAGGUUUGUGAAAAUACUUUUAAAAAAGUAUAUAAAGGUCUAAAAAAAUUUGAUGAAAAUAUAAUUACUUAUUCUUUAAUUAUAUAUCUUAAAAAGAUUUUUCAGCAAAUAAAGCAAAUCUAUCGCUUUUAGUAUUGUAGACAAAAAUGCAGAUACUCUCUUUCAAUUUUUUUUUAUACACCAUUAGUGGUAUGUGGCGACCAAUCGAAUGGUCUUCGAAAUGUUCCAAGAUACUAUAUAGUUUGCUUACUUGCCUCACGAUAUAUCUGUUGACAACUCUAACGCUGACUCAAUUGCUGGAUAUAAUCCUUGUUAUCGAUAACGUGGACGAUUUUGCCACAAAUUCCUUAAUGCUGCUUUCGGCUGUCAGUGUAUUGUUCAAAGUAACUGCUGUUGUAACACAUCGCGAUGAAAUAAUCAAUUUGAUCGAAACACUACAGAAGAAACCUUGCAAAGCUUACAAUGAAAAGGAGAGCGACAUCCAGAUGAAGUUCGAUCGUUUGAUCAGAUCAUAUUCCAUAAGUUACACAUCUCUGGCAUCGUUUUCUGUCACUGGAACCAUAAUAGGAGGGUUGCUCAAUAUUUUAGAGGGUCAAUUACCCUAUAGAAUGUGGGUACCGUACGAUUGCACCUUGCCCAUUUUAUUCUGGUUUACAUCAAUUCAAGAGCUCGUGGCUAUAAUUUUUGGCACGAUUGUAAACGUCGCGACGGAGACCACGGUAUUGGGAUUUUGCUUACAAAUAUGCGCACAAAUUGAGAUUUUGAAACAUCGUCUGGAGAAAAUGACGAAACCCAGCGAGGAGAAAUCUUCCAGAAUUUCGUUGAAUGAUGCGUCAAAUAAAACAGGCAGAUUGUCGGAGCAUAUUUUACAUCACCUGUGUAUAAUCAGGCUUGCCAAAAUUAUCAACAAGAUAUUCAGCCAAGUGAUCUUUGUCCAAUUUUUCGCCAGCAUAUUGGUGUUGUGCUCAAGUCUGUACCAUUUAUCUUCUCACAUGACAAUUUCAGACGUCGCCACCUUGAUUAUCUACGCACUUUGCAUGUUUGUCCAGAUUUUUGUUUAUUGUUGGGCUGGAAACGAAGUUAUACUUAAGAGUUCUGGAUUGAGCGAAGCUGUGUAUCAAAUGGAUUGGAUAUUGAUGCCAGUUAGCGAACGAAAGGAUCUAUUGAUGAUUAUGAAGCGUAGCGCACGAUCCAUCAAGUUUACCAGUAGCUUUUUGGUGACGUUGUCUCUGGAGUCUUAUGGCAAUCUUCUGAAAGCGUCUUACUCUGCAUUUAAUCUGUUGCAACAAUCUUAAGAUUUAAUUUAUUCUUUCGCAAUAUAUCAUGUACGCAAUAACUUAUAAAUAAAUUACUCAUCUUAGAAUGUCAAAUUUCGAUAUAUCUUUUUUUAUAGCUGUUAUAGCAGUUUUUAUUUUUUGAACAAAUUAUCUAGAAUUCACAUAACACAGAUUGAUAAGUACAAAGUAAAUUAAAUUAAAUGUUUUUUGCAAAUAUUCGCAAAACAUCUAAUUUGAAUGCAAUACAAAUAUUUUCUUAUGCAUAUUUUUUAGGAAAGGCAUAUAAAAAUAUUUAAAUUUGGAAGAUAUCUUAAUUCAAUCAAUAAUCCAGAAUAUUUUGUGAUUUGAUUUGUGAAUUUUUACAAUAUAUAAAAUAAUUUUUAAAAUUAUUAACAAAAAUAACUAGUGAGAUAUAAUAAUCACUA